AUGAUAUCGUCGACUUUCGCACCCAGUCUGUCUCGCAGGGACACUGGCAAAUCAAGUGUGGGACAUGACAGUUCAGGAGGAAGCAUCCCCCCUCCACUAACGAGUGGAGGGGGUUCGUUUGGGCCCCAGAGCGCCGGCGCCAUCUAUCAGCACAUCCACGACAUGGCUACGAAGCGAAUAUCUACUUUGGAUUACCUUCGAAAGACUCAUGAAGGUCGCAUCUAUUGGUUCAACACUGUACACUUCUCACGAGCAGACAUCAACCGAAUCUCCUAUUUUGACAGUCGGAAAUUAUCUCGCCGUGCCAUCAAUUAUUUGCUUCUUGGCCUGUCGUUACCGUCAAUCUUGGAUGUUAGUUCGACACCGUCAGAGUAUCUGCGUGCCUUGAACGCCCUUUUGAUAGAGUUCGAGGCGUUCCAACAAGUGCAUCCCCCUGAUGGCAGCUCGUCAUCAACACUCGCCAGAGCACGUAUCCCACAAAUGUUCAAAAGAGCUGCUCAUGCAGGAACCAAGGGUCGAAGGGCUAGUUCUGCAACCGAAAUCGGCCUACCCAUGCAAUCUAGCGAUCCGUCGGAUUUGAAAUCCAUGACCGGAAACAUUGCCACAUCCACCACGGCAGCAGCCGCUGUAGUCUCGUUCCCCCAUACGGAAGCUUCCGAGCUUCUUCCCGGAGAGGAAUAUUCCUAUCUUCUGACGCCCUCGUUGCCGUUCGAGCCAGACUAUUUUGAAACGUUCGCCACAUUAUGCGAUGUAUUGAUAGAUUGUUAUACCCGACUUACCUCUUUGGUCUCCACUCCAUCGAUUUGUACAGUUGCAUUGGGUGAGAUGUUCUCCAAAGCAGAUGCAAAGCUCCGAAAAAUUAUGGUGACAGGGGUGGUUCGGGAAUUUGAGGAUGCAAGCAGAAACAGUGCCAAGAACGAGAUUGCAGGUGUUAGUCGUGUUGUCCUGGGUGGACUCCUUGGCUAA
Molecule: messenger RNA, 966 nt
Organism: Aspergillus clavatus NRRL 1
Lineage: Eukaryota; Fungi; Ascomycota; Eurotiomycetes; Eurotiales; Aspergillaceae
Exons: 2
Coding region: 1-966 (321 amino acids)
Source: RefSeq, a predicted model, not a curated record